Molecule: messenger RNA, 1965 nt
Organism: Lolium perenne
Lineage: Eukaryota; Viridiplantae; Streptophyta; Magnoliopsida; Poales; Poaceae
Product: putative F-box/FBD/LRR-repeat protein At1g78760
Molecular function (GO): protein binding
Source: RefSeq, a predicted model, not a curated record
UCGGUGCUUUCAACACGCAUCCGCGUAGAAACCACGGCCACAGAUUCGACUGAUGGCCAAAAGAAAUCAGUCGACUAACGGUUAGUAAAAGGGUAAAUCAAACGACCGCCGUAGCAGAUCCAAACAUCAAUUCUAAAUCCCCAGAAGAAAUUUGAAAAUAGUUCAACAAAGAGGUCUUGAAUUCAGUGUGAGUAGUACGGGAAAUCUCACCGACUCAUUCGCGGCAGCCAUCUUCUCGUAUUCCACCACGUCCGUCAAAAUUCUGUGGGAAAUGAACACAGCAGUAAUGGCGCGCGGGCAAUCGAGGGACGGCGCGGUUCGUCUGCUCUCCCCAGCGUGGUUUUAAAUACGACAGGGUGACACGAGCCGUAGCGCUCUCCCUCAUCUUCCCCGCGACUGCCGGCGGCGGGAGCUUCCGCCGGUCUACGAGUCAAGCUCAGGACCUGCCACCUGCUCGACGGAAUGCCGAAGAAGGCUGCGGCGAGCGACAAGGAUCCGUUCGACGAUCUACCUGACGACCUCCUCCGCCGUAUCCUGUACUUUUUGCCGGGGGAUGAUGCCCUGCAGACUUGUGUCCUCGGAACCAGAUGGCGCGACAUCUGGAGAGAUAGAACCAGGCUGAGCUUCCACUAUGAAGGCUGGAGUUCCCCUACCUUCGACCGUUACGAAAAGUUGGCGAAUCUCAUAAUCCACGUCCGGGGGAACUCACCUCUGACCUACUGCGAGAUCAAUCACUUUGAUGUGGUGGGUAAUCCUGGUACAUUCACAUGCACCAAGCAGUUGAUUGAGUACGUUCUAGAGUGCCAAGUUAAGUGGCUCAAAGUUCGUCCUGGACUUUAUCAUGGAGAGAGACUCCAACCCGAAAAGUAUGAUGAUGUGCCAUUACCACUUGAUGAUCGUCUCAUCUCCCAGUUCUUGAAGACCAUCGAAUUUCAAUAUGUUGAGUUCAAACACUCCUCGUUGGAUUUCUCGGACUGCCCAAAAUUACAGAUGCUAACAAUUAGGGAUUGCAGCAUUUACGUACGCAGGAUAGUUUCUGAAUCACUCAAGUAUCUGCAGAUCAUUGAUGGAUGUACCUUUCCUGAGCGAUCCCGCAUUCAAAUUUACACCCCCCGUCUUAUCUCACUGGACCUAGAUUGUAGUGAUGGUGGUUCUGACGGCUUGGCACCUUUGCUUGAAAAGAUGCCACUGCUACAAAGUGCAUUUGUUAUGAUUGGUUAUACGUGCCUUGAUUACUGUGAUUGUGAUGAACCUUCCUGUACUUGUUCUGAUGAGGAUUGUGUGCUUCUCAACGGGUUGUCCAAUGCUGUUCAUCUGCAAUUGACUGCUGAAUGGAAAAAGUCAAGGUUCACGUGGGAUUUGGCAUCGUGCCCCAUAUUUUCCAAAUUAAGAACUCUGCUACUCAAUGAGUGGUUUACGGCUAGUGACCUAGUUUGCAUUCUCCAACACUCUCCGGUUCUUAAGAGGCUCACUCUUACGAUUGAUAAUGCUGAGAAUUUUGUAGGAGCAACAGUACCCCAAGAAACAACAGAGCAACCAAUUUUGUGUGCGUCUCUUUUGGUUGUGGAGAUUGAAUGUCGUAAAAUUGAUCAAGGUGUUCGCGAAAUUUUGAAGAUCUUGAGUACUUCUGGCAUACUUUAUAAACAAAUUAGCAUCAAGGAACGGUGGAAAAAACACUGAGAUUCUUCAUCCAGUGAUAGCGACUAAGAUGUGAGAUUGGCCCAUAUGUUUGUGUCUGAAAACUACCAUUUGUCUGAAAAGUCUGCCAUGGUGGCCAAGUGUUGGUUGUUGUUAGAUUACAGUGCAAGCAGUUUCUUGUUCUCAUCUUUGGUCACUGCUAGAAAUCUAUUUCUGUUAGUUGUUUAGUGCACCUCGGCUAUAUGGGUUGCACUUUGUUGAAUUGGGAAUGGACGGAACGUUGAUAUGUUUUUAUUAAUGGAAGUUGGGAAGUGCGUUGUUAUGUUU